GUGGAAAUGACCAGCUUGCGCCAGGACGCGCGUCAAACAUCCUAAGCGCACGGACAGGUUUAUUCAAAAACAACAUUUUGAACUUCACCCAGGACAUUUUCUUGAGUGUUGUCCAUCUGGCGAGGAUGGGAAACUGAUGGCCUUUCUCAUGUUGGAGGCUAGCUGUUCACUGUGAAGGUGCAGGAUGAAAAAAUGGCACAGCUGCUUGUACCGCCAGGUCCAGACAGCUUCCGCCCCUUCACUCGCGAGUCCCUCAAAGCCAUUGAGGGACGGAUUGCGGAGGAGAAUGCCAAGAGGCCCAAGGGCGAAAAGAGAAAACGCAAAGAUGAUAAUGAGCUCAAGGCCAGCCGCGACCUGGAGGCCGGCAAAUCUCUCCCUCUUCUGUAUCGGGACAUUCCUAAAGGCUUGGUGUCGACUCCACUGGAGGACCUGGAUCCAUACUACGCUAACCAGAGAACCUUCAUAGUAUUAAACAGAGGAAAGAAAAUCUUCCGCUUAAACGCCGCUCCUGCCUUGUACCUCCUGAGCCCUUUCAACCUUCUUCGAAGAAUAUCAAUCAAGAUUUUGGUACACUCAUUGUUCAACGUGAUGAUCAUGUGCACCAUCAUCACCAACUGUGGAUUUAUGACACUGAGCGGACAGCCUGAGUGGACAAAGAAUGUGGAGUACACGUUCACUGGCAUCUAUACCUUUGAGUUCCUCGUUAAAGUUUUAGCUCUAGGGUUCUGUUUAGGAAAGUUCACGUUUCUAAGAGAUCCCUGGAACUGGCUGGAUUUCACUGUCAUUGUUAUGGCGUAUGUAACAGAGUUUGUGGACCUGGGCAAUUUAUCAGCUCUUCGCACGUUCAGAGUGCUCAGAGCUAUCAAAGCUAUUUCAGUUAUCCCAGGCCUGAAGACCAUUGUUGGUGCGUUGUUCCAGUCAAUGAAGAAGCUUGCCGACGUGAUGAUCCUUACUGUCUUCUGCUUGAGCGUCUUCGCCCUCAUAGGGUUGCAGUUGUUCAUGGGUCAUUUAAAGCAAAAGUGUGUCCGGAUUCCAUCAAACGACACAUUAAACAACAUGACAGAGACGUUCAACAUGACCGCUCACAUGGACAACAAGAGUAAUUAUUAUUACCUUACUGGCAAGAGAGAUCCACUGCUUUGUGGACAUGGCAGUGAAGCUGGGCAGUGUCCGGAGGGUUACAAUUGCACGAAAGCGGGACAAAACCCAGACUAUGGCUACACCAGUUUUGACUCAUUUGGUUGGGCCUUCCUCUCACUGUUCAGACUGAUGACACAGGAUUACUGGGAAAACCUUUAUCAACAGACGCUGCGUGCAGCAGGGAAGCCCUACAUGAUGUUUUUUGUGCUGGUGAUAUUCCUCGGCUCCUUCUACCUGAUCAACCUGAUCUUGGCUGUAGUGGCCAUGUCCUAUGAGGAGCAGAGCCAGGCCACCAUCAAGGAGGCCAAGGAGAAGGAGGAGGAGUACAAGGCCAUGAUGGAGCAGCUGAAACGGCAGCAGGACGUUGAGACAGCAGCUAUCACAGCUUCUGCUGAGACCGGGGAGGUCAGUGACAAAGCUGACGGCACUGCGAGCUCCUCCGAUGUAUCUAAGCUCAGCUCCAAAAGUGCCAAAGACAGACGCAACAGGCGGAGGAAAAGAAAGGAGGAGGAGGGCAAAGAGGCCGAAGAGAAGCUUCCUAAGUCGGAGUCGCAGGACAGUAUAAAGAAGGGUCGCUGCCGUUUCUCCGUGGAGGCAAACCUGCUCAACUAUGAUAUGAAGUGCUCGUCCGCACAUCAGUCCUUUCUGAGUUUUCGUGGACCCCUCUUCUCACCCAGACGGAACAGCAGGACCAGCGUUUUCAGUUUCCGAAGCCAAUCGCAGGACGUGGGCUCAGAGAACGAGUUUGCCGAUGACGAGAGCAGUAUUUUUGAGGACGACCUUAGUCAAAGAGGCUCUUUAUUUCUUCCGCGGAGGUUUGAUCGGCGCAGCAGCAGUAUGAGUCAAUGCAGCUUCUUUUCGCAUCGCCUGUUUCCACCCAGCGGGAUCAAGCGCAGUGCAGUAGACUGCAACGGGGUGGUGACUCUAGUGGGCGGGAAUUCUCUCCCGUCGUCACCUGUGGCGUUUCGUCUGCCUAAAGUGACAGUAGAUACAGGCCCCGACGCAAACGCUGACACCACUGACACAGGGUACAGACAGGCCAUUGGGGGACCAAACCAGGAGUUUAUGGACUUCCUAGAGGGCCCAGAGGCCAGACAGAGAGCCCAUAGUACAGCCAGUGUCAUAACCAGCACCAUGGAGGAGCUUGAAGAGUCCAUGCAGAAGUGUCCUCCUUGCUGGUACAAAUUUGCCCACACCUUCCUCAUCUGGGAGUGUUGUCCAGUCUGGCUAGAGAUCAAGAAGUUUGUUAAAUUAAUUGUCAUGGACCCAUUUGGAGACCUAGCCAUCACCAUCUGCAUUGUACUCAACACAUUGUUUAUGGCCAUGGAGCAUUCUCCAAUGUCCCCAGGUUUUUCCGAUAUGCUGACUGUGGGCAACCAGGUAUUUACUGGCAUCUUCACUGCUGAAAUGGUCCUCAAGAUCAUUGCGUUGGACCCAUACAAUUACUUCCAGAAAGGGUGGAAUAUCUUUGAUGCAAUCAUUGUCACUUCAAGCUUGAUUGAGCUGUCUUUGACAAAAGUGGGUGGCGUGUCGGUUCUGAGGUCCUUCAGACUGCUGAGAGUGUUCAAGUUGGCUAAAUCAUGGCCCACUCUCAACAAACUGAUCAAAAUAAUUGGUAACUCAGUGGGGGCUCUGGGCAACCUGACCCUGGUACUGGCCAUUAUCGUCUUCAUCUUUGCCGUGGUGGGCAUGCAGCUGUUUGGAAAAAACUACAAGGACUGUGUGUGUAAAAUCUCUCCCGACUGCACUCUGCCCCGUUGGCACAUGAACGACUUCUUCCAUUCAUUCCUCAUUGUGUUCCGAGUGCUUUGUGGAGAGUGGAUAGAGACCAUGUGGGACUGUAUGGAGGUGGCUGGGAAGACCAAGUGCUUGAUUGUCUACAUGAUGGUCAUGGUUAUUGGAAACCUGGUGGUGUUGAAUCUGUUCCUGGCUCUGCUGCUGAGCUCAUUCAGUGCCGACAACCUGGCAGCACAGGAAGUUGAAGGCGAGAUCAACAACUUGCAGAUUGCAAUUGGACGCAUUCACAGGGGCAUAGCCUUCACCAAGUCCAUGCUCAGGAGCAGCUGCAACAGCAUCUGUCUCAGGGAUAAGAAGAAAGCGAAGAGUGAUGACAAAUCUCUGGAUGAGCUCCACAAACCUAUGGGGCCGAACGGCAUCCCCAACCACACCAUCAAAGACUUCCCUAAGAAUGGCAACGGGGACGUGACCGGGGUGGACAAAAAUGGAGACAAGUACAUCGUCAGUAGCAAGAGCGAUGAUUCUAUCAUGUGUUUCAUCAACAAUCCUAGUCUGACCGUCACUGUUCCCAUCGCUGUGGGCGAGUCUGACUUUGAAUUCCUCAACACGGAGGACUUCAGCAGUGCCUCAUCUGACCCGGCAGGAUGCCCUGUGAUUGGAGAGGACGACGGGCAGCUCAGCACCUCCGAGGGCAGCACCGUGGACGGUUUGGCGGCUGGGGAGGGAGACUCUCUUGAAUUCGAACUUGAGGAAUCUAUGUAUCCUGAUGGUUGCUUUCCUGAAGUUUGUGUGAAGAGGUUCAAGUGUUGUCAGGUGAACGUGGACGUGGGCUGGUGGAAGGUGUGGUGGACGCUAAGAAAGACCUGUUACCGGAUAGUGGAGCACAACUGGUUCGAGAGCUUCAUCAUCUUCAUGAUCCUGCUCAGCAGUGGAGCUCUGGCGUUUGAAGAUGUCUACAUUGAGAAGAAGAAGAACAUUAAAACCAUGUUGGAGUUUGCCGACAAAAUCUUCACCUACAUCUUCAUUCUUGAGAUGCUGUUGAAGUGGGUGGCAUAUGGCUUUGCCAAAUACUUCACCAAUGCCUGGUGCUGGCUGGACUUCCUCAUUGUUGACGUGUCACUGGUCAGCAUGGUGGCCAACCUCAUGGGAUAUUCUGAAUUUGGUGCCAUCAAGUCUCUGAGAACCCUGCGAGCAUUGAGGCCCCUGAGAGCCUUGUCACGAUUCGAGGGCAUGCGGGUGGUGGUCAAUGCCCUGCUGGGAGCCAUCCCUUCCAUCUUCAACGUGCUGCUGGUAUGUCUCAUAUUUUGGCUCAUCUUCAGCAUCAUGGGAGUCAACCUGUUUGCGGGGAAGUACUACCAUUGUGUCAACAGAACCACGGGGUACCGUUUCCUUUCAUCAGUUGUGAAUAACAAGACAGAGUGUUCGGCCCUCGGCAAUGACACUCGCUGGAAGAAUGUCAAAAUCAACUUUGACAAUGUUGGUAUGGGUUACCUCGCACUGCUGCAAGUAGCUACAUUUAAGGGCUGGAUGGAAAUCAUGUUUGCUGCUGUGGACUCUCGAAAGGCAGGGGAACAACCUGAGUAUGAGAUCAACAUGCUUAUGUACCUGUACUUUGUUGUCUUCAUCAUAUUUGGAGCCUUCUUCGCACUCAAUCUCUUCAUUGGUGUCAUCAUAGACAAUUUCAAUCAGCAAAAGAAAAAGUUUGGAGGUCAGGACAUCUUCAUGACUGAAGAACAGAAGAAAUACUACAAUGCCAUGAAAAAGCUGGGCUCAAAGAAACCACAAAAACCUAUUCCUAGACCAUCAAGCAAGAUUCAAGGAUACAUCUUUGACUUCACCACAAAACAAGCUUUCGAUGUUGUAAUAAUGGUUCUAAUAUCGCUCAAUAUGGUCACCAUGAUGAUAGAAACUGAGGACCAGUCAGAUGCAAAGAAAAAGGCUCUCGAAAAAAUUAACAUUGUGUUUAUUUGCAUCUUCAGUGGAGAAUGUUUGUUGAAGAUGAUCUCUCUCCGUCAUUACUUUUUCACAAAUGGUUGGAAUAUAUUUGAUUUCAUCGUGGUCAUCCUUUCAAUCAUUGGUUGCUUUCUCGCCGAUAUUAUAGAGAAGUAUUUUGUUUCGCCAACCUUGUUCCGAGUCAUCCGGUUGGCUCGCAUUGGACGCAUCCUCCGCCUUAUUAAAAGCGCCAAAGGAAUCCGCACACUCCUGUUUGCCUUGAUGAUGUCACUUCCUGCCUUGUUCAACAUCGGUCUCCUGCUCUUCUUGGUGAUGUUUAUUUAUGCCAUCUUCGGCAUGUCAAACUUUGCGUACGUCAGGAGAGAGUCAGGCAUUGACGAUCUUUUCAAUUUUGAGACGUUUGGCAACAGCAUGAUCUGUCUGUUCCAGAUCACCACCUCAGGGGGGUGGGAUGGCCUACUCGCUCCCAUGCUCAACAAAAAUGAUGAUGAUUGUAACAAAACCAGCGAGCAUCCUGGCAGCUCUGUUAAAGGAGACUGUGGAAAUCCUGCUGUGGGGAUUACUUUCUUCGUGAGCUACAUUAUAAUCUGUUUCCUGAUUGUGGUGAACAUGUACAUUGCAGUCAUCCUGGAAAACUUCGGCGUGGCCACCGAGGAGAGUACGGACCCACUAAGCGAGGAUGAUUUUGAAAUGUUCUAUGAGGUGUGGGAAAGGUUUGAUCCUCAUGUGUCACAGUUCAUGGAGUACAAUAAGCUGUCCGACUUCGCAGACGACCUGGACCCGCCGUUGCGCAUAGCCAAGCCUAACAAGCUCGAGCUGAUGUCCAUGGAUCUUCCCAUGGUGAGCGGCGAACGCAUUCACUGCCUGGACAUCCUGUUUGCAUUCACAAAACGUGUUCUAGGUGAGGGUGGGGAGAUGGAUGUCCUGAGGGGGCAGAUGGAGGAGCGCUUCAUGGCCUCCAAUCCCUCCAAAGUGUCCUACGAACCCAUCACUACCACUCUCCGCCGCAAAAACGAGGAAGUGUCGGCCGUCGUCAUCCAGAGAGCGUACAGACUGUAUGCAAAGAACAAUCCUGCCAGUAAGCCCUCUGACGAACCCAGUGAUGACAUUCAAAAGAAUGAAACGCUCAUUGACAAUGAGGAGGUCAUCACAGACGAACUGAAAAGAAAAUCUAGCACUGAUAAAAGCGAACUAGCCCCUUCGUCUGCCUCUCAACUGUCAUGUGACGGCGUGACGACAAACGGGAAGAACAAAUAUGAAAAAGACAAAAGCGAAAAGGAGGUUGAAGGCAAAGAUGUCCCAGAGCAAGAUAAAUGAAUAUUGGAGAUGCAACAAAGACUUUUUGAUUCACGACAAAAAGGUUUACAACAUUUGAAAGUGGCUGAGACAUCCACUGGACUCUUAUCCUCUGUAUGGAUAUCUAUGCCACACUGACCACGCUUACUUGAGGGUUUUGGUGCCUAUAAAUGGAAAGUUGCUCAAGCAGUGGGACUGUUUUGGCUUCAGGAGCCAUAAUGACUUUUUGAAGACGGGCAACAUUCCUCAAAGUGUUCUGACAGACACGUUAGUUAAUGCUAUGACUUCUACUGCAGCUAGUUCUGCUAUCCAGUGUCUUGAAUUAUUCUUAUAUCACUCGCUGUUGUAUUUCUUUUGUUGACUUUUUUUAAUACGCUUUUUUUUUUUUUUUUACUUCAAAGGGUUCUCCCUUCAGGGGUCGUCUUUACAAUGAGAAAAACUGCUUUAAGGCUCGUCAUGCUAACAGGAAGCACUGAGAAUACUUGACGAAUCCAAGAGAUGGUGUCAGAACUGCUGUAGUUAACAGUAAACCUGCAUGAAUGUUUCUCCAUGAUUAUGCAUGCUAGUGUUCUCUUUUCAUCAGGUUUUCUCUCCCUUUCCAUCAGUGCUUCAUGAAACCACGAUACAGUCAGGAUACAUUUCUACACCUUACAGAAAGAGCCUGAGGUCCAAAUAAAUCCACUCAUACUCAAGUACAGUGUGUCUGAGCAUCAGUCCCAUAGCGGUAACACUUGGCAGAAAUACUUUGCACAUUCAAUUUUGUUGAAUCAUAAAAAUCAUUCAUGUGUUAAUAAUGUUGCUCAAUCGUUAUCAUGAAACAAACCAAUCCUUAAUCGGGGGUUUGUCUUUAAAAACUGGAAAUUGUAUGCCAUGGGCUCACUUUCUCUAAACCUGUUUUAAGUUACCUCGCUCAACACCAGACCCACGGCAGUUUGCUUCAGGAGAACUUCUGUGUUUUUGUCAUUUUUCUUUAUAUUUGGAGGGGACAACAAUGUCACUCAAAAUAUCUGAUUCUUCCAAAAAUUAAGAUGUCCUCCAUGUGUCGACCUUCUCCUCGUGUUUUUUUCCUUUUUGAUGAUGAACCUCAGUGUGUAUUCUACUUUGAUUAUGAGAUAAUGGAGCAUAAACUAUUGUAUUGCAUUACCUCUGAUAUAAAAAACAGAUUCAUCCCCCAGGUUCUGCUUCAUUCAGGCUGACAGGUACAUGCAGCGGGAGAUGUGAAAACUGUCAUAUGGACUUCUUAAUGAGACAAAUGAUUGCUGGUGAUGUUAUGUAGUUUUUCUUUCGAGGCUGUUUUUAUUCAACGGCAUGUAUUUAUUUAAAAUUUUUGAGUGAAAAAAUGGGAUGACGAUUUAUUUUUUGUUUUUGUGUGCUUUGUGAACUGUAUCACACAGGUUACCUCUCGAUUUUUAUCAUGAUAAAUAUCUAAAUAGGAUGAAGACGACUCAGAAUAUUCUGAAUGAUCGUCUCAAGGACACGGCAUCACACAUCUCACGUGCCCUUGGCGGUUUCCUACUUCUGUUUACAUUUCAUAAGGGCGUUCAGUUGUGUUGCUUCUGUCCCUUCUUCCCAUCACCAUCCGCCCGAAACUGUGUCACGGCUGCAUCUGUCGUUUAGUAUGUUAUAAAAGUGUAAUUCCAUUCAUGUGAGUAUAUUUUGCAUGAUGUAUUAAAACCUUUAAUACGUGUACUUUGUGCAUAAUGAAAGAAUGUUUUGAUUACAUAGAGUUAAAUACCUCCCAUCAUUCAAAUGCAUAAUGCUUGUAGUGUAUAAAUAAACUGCAUGUGAGACACUGCUAUAACCCAUUUCAAUGAAAAGAAUAAAGAUGUCAUGUACCUCAA
Molecule: messenger RNA, 7967 nt
Organism: Hippoglossus stenolepis (Pacific halibut)
Lineage: Eukaryota; Metazoa; Chordata; Actinopteri; Pleuronectiformes; Pleuronectidae
Gene: scn1laa
Product: sodium channel, voltage-gated, type I-like, alpha
Exons: 27
Coding region: 193-6147 (1984 amino acids)
Biological process (GO): membrane depolarization during action potential; sodium ion transmembrane transport; neuronal action potential
Cellular component (GO): plasma membrane; voltage-gated sodium channel complex; axon
Molecular function (GO): voltage-gated sodium channel activity
Source: RefSeq, a predicted model, not a curated record